Molecule: messenger RNA, 2820 nt
Organism: Lepus europaeus (European hare)
Lineage: Eukaryota; Metazoa; Chordata; Mammalia; Lagomorpha; Leporidae
Gene: MARS1
Product: methionyl-tRNA synthetase 1
Exons: 22
Coding region: 35-2752 (905 amino acids)
Biological process (GO): methionyl-tRNA aminoacylation
Cellular component (GO): cytosol; aminoacyl-tRNA synthetase multienzyme complex
Molecular function (GO): ATP binding; methionine-tRNA ligase activity
Source: RefSeq, a predicted model, not a curated record
GUUCCGGUUGCAUCAGCGUGGGGUGCACGGCGAAAUGAGGUUGUUCGUGAGUCCGGGCUCGCCUGGAAGCCUGCCGGUGCUGGCAGCGGCCGGGAAGGCCCGGGGCCGAGCAGAGCUGCUCAUCAGCACCGUAGGCCCCGAAGAGUGUGUGGUCCCGUUCCUGGCCCAGCCUAAGGUCCCUGCCUUGCAACUGGAUGGUGGCAACUACCUCUUCUCCACUAGUGCAAUCUGCCGAUACUUCUUUCUGUUGUCUGGCUGGGAGCAAGAUGACCUCACCAACCAGUGGCUGGAAUGGGAAGCCACAGAGCUGCAGCCAGUUUUGUCUGCUGCCCUGUACUAUUUAGUGGUCCAAGGCAAGAAGGGGGAAGAUGUUCUUGGCCCAGUCCGGAGAGCCCUGACUCAUAUUGACCAGAGCUUAAGUCGGCAGAACAGUCCUUUCCUGGCUGGGGAGACAGAAUCUCUAGCUGACAUUGUUUUGUGGGGAGCACUGUACCCCUUGCUCCAAGACCCAGCCUACCUCCCAGAUGAGCUGGGAGCCUUGCGCAGCUGGUUCCAGACACUGAGCACCCAGGAGCCUUGUCAGCAAGCUGCAGAAACUGUGCUGAAACAGCAGGGGAUCUUGGCUCUUCGGCCCUACCUCCAAAAGCAGCCUCAGCCCAGCCCACCUGAGGACAGGGCUGUCAGCAAUGAGCCUGAGGAGGAGGAGCUGGCUACCCUGUCUGAGGAAGAGAUUGCUGUGGCUGUCACUGCCUGGGAGAAGGGCCUGGAGAGCUUGCCCCCGCGUCGGCCCCAGCAGAAUCCAGUGCUGCCUGUGGCUGGGGAAAGGAACGUGCUCAUCACCAGUGCCCUCCCUUACGUCAACAAUGUCCCCCACCUUGGAAACAUCAUCGGUUGCGUCCUCAGUGCGGAUGUCUUUGCCAGGUACUCUCGCCUACGCCAGUGGAACACCCUCUAUCUGUGUGGGACAGAUGAGUAUGGUACAGCCACAGAGACCAAGGCUAUGGAGGAGGGCCUGACCCCCCAGGAGAUCUGUGACAAGUACCACAUCAUCCAUGCUGACAUCUACCGAUGGUUUAAUAUCUCAUUUGAUAUUUUUGGUCGCACCACCACUCCACAACAGACCAAGAUCACCCAGGACAUCUUCCAGCGGUUGCUGUCUCGAGGUUUUGUGCUGCAAGAUACUGUGGAGCAACUGCGGUGUGAGCACUGUGCCCGCUUCCUGGCUGACCGCUUUGUGGAGGGGGUGUGUCCCUUCUGUGGUUAUGAGGAGGCCCGCGGGGACCAGUGUGACAAGUGUGGCAAGCUCAUCAAUGCCAUCGAGCUCAAGAAGCCGCAGUGUAAAGUGUGCCGGUCGAGCCCUGUGGUGAAGUCCUCCCAGCACCUGUUCCUGGACCUCCCUAAGCUGGAAGAGCGACUGGAGGAGUGGCUGGGGAAGACGUUGCCUGGUAGUGACUGGACACCCAAUGCCCGGUUUAUCAUUCGCUCUUGGCUUCGGGAUGGCCUAAAGCCACGCUGCAUAACCCGAGACCUCAAAUGGGGCACCCCUGUUCCCUUAGAAGGUUUUGAGGACAAGGUAUUCUAUGUCUGGUUUGAUGCCACUAUUGGCUACCUGUCCAUCACAGCCAACUACACAGAUCAGUGGGAGAGAUGGUGGAAGAACCCAGAGCAAGUGGACCUGUAUCAGUUCAUGGCCAAAGACAACGUUCCCUUCCAUGGCUUAGUCUUUCCUUGUUCAGCUCUAGGAGCUGAGGACAACUACACCUUGGUCAAACACCUCAUCGCUACAGAGUACCUGAACUACGAGGAUGGGAAAUUCUCUAAGAGCCGGGGUGUGGGAGUGUUUGGGGACAUGGCCCAGGACACAGGGAUCCCCGCUGACAUCUGGCGCUUCUAUCUGCUGUACAUUCGACCUGAGGGCCAGGACAGUGCUUUCUCCUGGACAGACAUGCUGCUCAAGAAUAACUCUGAGCUGCUUAACAACCUGGGCAACUUCAUCAACAGAGCUGGAAUGUUUGUGUCUAAGUUCUUUGGGGGCUGUGUGCCCGAGAUGGUGCUUACGUCAGAUGACCGCCGCUUGUUGGCUCACGUUACCCUGGAGCUCCAGCACUAUCAUCAGUUGCUGGAGAAGGCACGGAUCCGUGACGCCUUACGCAGCAUCCUCACCAUUUCUCGACAUGGCAACCAAUACAUUCAGGUCAACGAGCCCUGGAAGCGGAUAAAAGGCGAUGAGGCUGACAGGCAGCGGGCAGGCACAGUGACAGGCAUGGCAGUGAAUGUAGCUGCCCUGUUGUCUGUCAUGAUCCAGCCUUACAUGCCGACGGUCAGUGCCAGCAUCCAGGCCCAGCUGCAGCUCCCACCUCCAGCCUGCAGUGUCCUGCCAACAAACUUCCUGUGUACGUUACCAGCAGGACACCAGAUUGGCACAGUCAGUCCCCUGUUUCAAAAAUUGGAAAAUGACCAGAUUGAAAGUUUGAGGCAGCGCUUUGGAGGGGGCCAGCUAGAAGAGUCCCUGGAGUUAAAGGCAAAAGCAUCCCCCAAGCCAGCAGCCGGGGAGACAGCUGGGCCGCAGGAGAUACAGACGCUGCUGGAUGAAGUGACAAAACAGGGCAACCUUGUCCGAGAACUGAAAGCGCAGAAGGCAGACAAGAACCAGGUUGCUGCCGAGGUGACUAAGCUCUUGGAUCUGAAGAAACAGCUGGCUCUGGCGGAAGGGAAACCCCUGGAAACACCCAAAGGCAAGAAGAAAAAGUGAAAAGCUUGGCUCACACACAGUCACUUUUAAUGAUAACGGGCAGUAAUAAAUAAAUGUACAAUCCCUAU